Phragmites australis (common reed) is the source of this 553-nucleotide messenger RNA. RefSeq lists its product as uncharacterized. NCBI's taxonomy places the organism in Eukaryota, Viridiplantae, Streptophyta, Magnoliopsida, Poales, Poaceae. The coding region runs from base 165 to 389 and encodes 74 amino acids. The transcript has a single exon. The record is from RefSeq and is a predicted model, not a curated record.
UGAACAGGAAGGAGAAAAAAAAAACCUCCACCGGUCUUCGUUCCCCUCCUGCUGCUGCCUGCUCUCCUGGAGUCUUCCUCCUCUCCUGGAAUCUCCUCUCUCCGCCUUGCGUUUGGUUCGCAAGCACUCCCUCGCGACCAAGCCCUAGCAGAUCGGCGCCGGCCAUGGAGAGCUGGGCGACCUGGGUGGGCGCGACCGUCACCUCCGCCUUCUUCACCUCCCUCGAGCGCUGCUCCUGCAUCAACCUCUCCACCCAAGACGACGACCACGAGGACGAGGAGGAAGCCAAGGACCGCCCCCUCAUCCUCUCCGCCCCCGCCUCCCACCACCACGACCCCGACGGCAAGGAGGAUCAGGACCAGAAGCAACCGCCCCUACCGCCCGUAUGAAUUGAAUGGCUCGCUCAUUACGACUUCCUGCUGCUAUACUCCUCUUGUUAAGACUCGUUCCCAUUGUAUGAUGUGAUGAACUGUAGUAGGUGUUAUAUCCCUGUCCUUCCUUCAUCACCAAAUAAAUCUUGUGCUCUUUUGUGCGAUCCAUAUUCUUCUGUGUC